AUGACCACUCUCUUUUCUGUCUUACCUAACAGCGAUAACCUGCUGCGAAGAGCUGCGUGCCAAGAAGCUCAGACUUUUGGCAACCAGCUGAUCCCUUCCAGUGUUCCACUGAAGAAAGCAACGGUGUUCCUCAACCCAGCAGCUUGCAAAGGCAAGGCCAGGAACCUUUUUGAAAAUAAUGCUGCUCCAAUUUUACACUUAUCUGGCUUGGAUGUAACUGUGGUUAAGACUGAUUAUGAGGGACAAGCGAAAAAGCUGCUGGAAUUGAUGGAAAACACUGAUCUGAUCAUUAUUGCAGGAGGAGAUGGCACAGUACAAGAGGUCAUAACUGGACUUCUCCGCAGAGCAGAUGAGGCUGUCUUCAGUAAGAUUCCUAUAGGAUUCAUUCCUCUUGGGACGACCUGCAGUCUGAGUCACACACUCUACCCUGAGAGCACAAACCAAGUCCAACAUAUUACUAAUGCCACACUGGCCAUUCUGAAGGGAGAAACAGUUCCACUUGAUGUCUUGCAGAUCAAGGGAGAAAAGGAACAGCCUGUGUUUGCAGUGACUGGUUUAAGAUGGGGAUCCUACAGAGAUGCAGGAGUUAAAGUUAGCAAGUACUGGUACCUUGGACCGCUGAAAAACAAAGCAGCUCACUUUUUCAGUACAUUUAAGGAAUGGCCUCAGAAACGUGAAGCUGCUCUCAUGUAUCUGGGUCCAACUGAGAGACCUCCAGAGGAGCCAGAGGAGAAACAAUCCAGACCUCCUUUGUAUGUGAGGCUUUACAGACGACUUCAGUUAUACUGGUCAUCUCGCCCAAAAGAAAUCCCCCAGGAGGUAACCCCAGAGGACUGGGAAGAACUGAAGCUCUCCACCAUUGAGCUUUCCAUUGCAACUCGGAACAGGCAGCUUGAUCUUAAGCGCACCGAAGACUUCAUGGAUAUUUGCAUUGAAGCAGAUACUGUCAGCAAAGGACAGUUUGUAAGCAGAGGGAGUAAAAAGAUGCAUGAUCCACAUAUGUGCCCUGAAGAGAGUCAGUGCAUCCAAGCCAGCAGAUGCAUCUUGCAACUUCCAGAGGGCACUGAGGGAUCCUUUAGCAUCGAUAAUGAGGAGUAUGAGGCCAUGCCUGUGGAGGUGAAGCUUCUACCCCGGAAACUCCGGUUCUUCUGUGAUCCCAAAAUGAGAGAGCAGAUGCUCCAGGCAGCAGUACAAUGAGGAUUCACGUCAAAGGGGCCACUGUUUACCAGUCUUACCAGGGUCUUUUCACAUGAGACCUCACUGACUUGAUUAGCCCCACUAGACUAAUAAGCCAUUUGGCUAUUUACAUGCACAGGGCACUUCCAUUGGAAGUAACUGAUUUGACUAGUCUAAAAGAGGUUAAAAAUGCAAAUGAAAAUUCAAAAAAAUGUAUGUUAACUUGAUGGCAUCUUUUUCCUUCUGAAACAAGUCAUCAGUGUGCCAUUUACAGCACUGCAGGCUGAGUGCUGGAUGCCAGAUGCUACUGCUUUAAUGCAAUUGUAUAUUAAAGUAAAA
Molecule: messenger RNA, 1515 nt
Organism: Chaetura pelagica (chimney swift)
Lineage: Eukaryota; Metazoa; Chordata; Aves; Apodiformes; Apodidae
Gene: AGK
Product: acylglycerol kinase
Exons: 14
Coding region: 1-1197 (398 amino acids)
Biological process (GO): ceramide biosynthetic process; protein insertion into mitochondrial inner membrane
Cellular component (GO): TIM22 mitochondrial import inner membrane insertion complex; mitochondrion
Molecular function (GO): acylglycerol kinase activity; ceramide kinase activity; ATP-dependent diacylglycerol kinase activity
Source: RefSeq, a predicted model, not a curated record